AUGAAGCUUCAUUCCAUUGAUGGAAGUUGUGUCACCCUUAUACGAGAAACAGAACCACAGGCAUCUCUUACUAUCUUGUUGGCGUGUUUAUCUGCAUGCUCUACUCGAUACUCAUUAACCGUUAGAUCACUGUUUAUUUGGAUUUUCCAGAUCCAAGCUCCGCUAUUGAGAGUCUAUUUGUUCCACUAUGGAGAAGUUGGUAAAAUGUCCAUGAACGGAAUCUCCCGAACGAAUGUGGCCGGGGGUUAUCGGUUUCAUUCGAUUAAUUUAAUUACAGCAGCUUUGUUUGGUGUUAUAAUUAUAGAACAGCACAAUCUAGGACAGGUAUCGGCAAAGAAACGAAUGGCACAGUUGCUCUUCUACUUCUCGGCCAAAGUAACUACAUUCAUACCGUGCCCAUUAGUGGCUGUUCUCAUAGGCAUUGCUUCAAAAUUCUAG
Molecule: messenger RNA, 438 nt
Organism: Morchella sextelata
Lineage: Eukaryota; Fungi; Ascomycota; Pezizomycetes; Pezizales; Morchellaceae
Exons: 9
Coding region: 1-438 (145 amino acids)
Source: RefSeq, a predicted model, not a curated record